This is a messenger RNA of Neopelma chrysocephalum (saffron-crested tyrant-manakin), 3655 nucleotides long. Its product is annotated as shugoshin 2-like. Gene Ontology annotation, biological process: meiotic chromosome segregation. Gene Ontology annotation, cellular component: nucleus; chromosome, centromeric region. The transcript has 10 exons. The record is from RefSeq and is a predicted model, not a curated record. Bases 183 to 3230 code for a protein of 1015 amino acids. NCBI's taxonomy places the organism in Eukaryota, Metazoa, Chordata, Aves, Passeriformes, Pipridae.
CCCGGCCCCGACGGGACGAGGACGUCCCUCUCGCCGUCAUCUCGCGGGGCGUGGCGAGGGGCGGGCUGCCCGCCGGCCCGCUCGCUUUCAAAAGUCGCUUGGCGGGCAGGGCUUCCUCUUCCUCCUUGCGCCCUCCCCUCCGACCCUCUCCGCGGCGAGAGGCAGCUGCCCCGUCCGCAGCGAUGGCCGCCGACACGUCCUUCUUCAGCCUGAGCGGCGUAAGAGAGAGGAUGCGGGAGAAGAAAAAGGGUGCCUUGAGGACUGCGAAGUUGAAUGCCUCGCUCGUAUCCAAAAUCAAAACGAAAAUCAUUAACAACUCUUCUACUAUUAAAGUCUCCCUGAAACACAACAAUAAAGCAUUGGCUCUGGCCCUCAAUGCAGAGAAAGCCAAUGCACAGCGGCUCACCCAGGAGAAAACCAUCUUACAGAAGGAGGUGGAGCAGUGCCACUUCCAGAAUGCUGUGCUGCGGCACAGGCUCUCCUUCCAGGAUCAUAUCUUGAAAGAAUUUGAAAAUCUUAUGGCUGCAGUUAAGACGGCCCGGCUGUCUGAGUUCCAUACAAAUUCUGCAUCCUUGUCCAGUGGCCAGAAGAGCAGCAUGACUGAAGAUUGCUGGGCUGAUGAUAUUGCAGAUGGUCAUCUUCUGAGGGUUACAGGGAUACCAAUGAGGGUGCCCAUUUCCAAGCUGUGUGAUGCAGGACAGCAAGGUGGCAGCUCCACAGCAGUACAAACAUCCUCAGGAGAACUUCAGAGACCUGCUUCUAAUGAGCCCCUGAAAAUUGUGCCUGUUGCCUCCAAAGACACUUUGUCACCACAGCAUUCUGAGGAACCUCAGUCCCACCACGAAGAGAAUGGGAAGAAGUUCACUGAAACAAAGGAAACGCAGGAGGCUUUUCAUGACUCUUGCAUCUUUGGAGAGGUCUUGUGCACUACCGAACAAAAUCCCGACAGUUUCCCAGCCCUUGCCUGGGAAAGUCAUCGUCUUUCGUGUGAGGCUGAUGAGAUGGCAAAACAUUUCCUUGAUCGUCUCUCACAAGGGCACGUUACUCAGAGGAGAAAGCGUUCCACCCUAUUUGCUACAAGCACCCCAUCUUCUGGUGUGGGUAUCUUCCCAUGUGUCAGUUCCACUCAGGCUGCUUUGUGUAGUAUCACAAAGGACAACAGCAGCUCCAGCAACAACAACACACAGCAACAGCUGAAAUCACCCAGCUCCCUGGCUUCACCUACACAAACCACUUUUAUUUCUGAUAGAAAAUCUGUGGGUAAAGAGACUUUCUGUGAUCAGCCACAGGCUAAAGAAACUGAGUGUGGUGUUGAAACGGACUCCACCUAUAGCCAAGUCCCUGAGUUUGUUCCUAUAAAGGUUAAAAGCAAAGGUAGUUGUAAAACUGGUGAGAAAACAACUGUUAAAAAAGCAAGCACAGGAAAAAAGAAAACAAACACAACUAAAAACAGUGCAGAAAGUAGUCCUGAUGUAUCUCAAAGUGAAGAGUGUGCUCAAAAUGCAAAGAAACUUCUUCAGCCAGAAGUUGCAACAUGCUCUACUGAGUCAGAAGUUUUUGAGGUGGGGCAAAAGGCUUGUGUGGGGGCUUUUGACAGCAAGAACAGAGACUGUAGUGUGGAGCACCAUUCCCACUCUCCUGAUAGAAUCCAAGAUCUUGAAAGUACAUAUGUGGUGAAUCCAGGACAGCUGCCCAGUCUUGAAAGUGGUGACUUAAUGCAACAGGUUAAGAAGGGACCUAUCUUUGAGAUCCAAAAUAUGGAGAGUUUAUUAAAAAGCCCAGUUCAUACUUUUUCAAGUCAUGAAAUUCCCUCAGAUGAUUCCAGUCCCCAAAAUUCACUUUGCUUCAGGAAAGAGACCUCAAGUGCCUGUGCUUUGCAGGAGGACUCAAGUGUGAGCAGAAAGAGCAUCAGACAGAAAACCAACAGAAAAACUAGAGUAAUUAGGCAAAGAGAUGAUUCUGAUGAGGAGUAUCUGCCAAAGAGUGUGAAAAUACGAAAGGCCAAAGCUGAAGAACAUCCUAAAAGAAGCCAGACAACGAGGAAAACUGUCAGGUUAAGCAAUUGUGAUCAGAGAAACGAAGUUGAUGUUUUUGGGCCCUGUAUAGAUGUUCAAGGAGUAGCUAAGGAGGGCACAAAGGAUUUGCCUGGUAAUGUUAAACGUAACAGGAAAACUUACAUUGUCCAUCCUUUGGAUCUUGCAGGAAACUUGGAUUGCAUCCAGACAGAAUUUGAUGGGGGUGAAAAUGUACCUCCCCGGUCAGUUCCUGGGAUCAAAGCUAGCAAAAUCCCCAGAGCUGCUAAGAACUAUCGAAAGAGCAAUAAAAAACAGACAGGGGGCCUUCAAGAACAAAGGCAAGCUAAUGUUGACAACAACAUGAGUGAUUUGAAAAAAAAAGCCUAUUGCAAACCCAAGCCUCAGAGGAACAACUCUAGACCUCCAGAGUCUGAUUCCCUGGCCAGACAAAGUGAUGGUGCCAAUGUUCUCACUGGAAGUUCAACAGAACUUGCACCCAAGCAAACCGUCCCUGUGGCGAAGUUUUCCUUCAUUACAGAUCUGCUGUCUGAGCCAGAUGGCUUCCUGGAGGAGCAGAUACCUGAGAUAUCACUUACAAAUACUCUUAUGGACCUUCCUAACAAUCUUGAAUCCUCCUCUGUUACCAGUUGUGCAGCUUUGCCUGUCAGCUCCAGGCUUACUGAAGUACCAGUUUCCAAGAACUUGAGUGCUGAGGGCAACAGAAUGCCAGAAAAAUCCCCUGUUUGGCUGAAAAGCUCCCUGAUGUUUAAGGAAAAGACUGCAGAGGAAAUACCUGGGGAAGCAAACCAAGUUCAGUCAAGUUCUCAGAGUUCACCUUCACAGGAACCUGAGAUCAGACCACUACAGGACUUGAACAAUACCAGGAUUCUGUCCUGUUCCAUCUCAGAAGAAGUAUCAGGGCGCUCAUCCAGGCGGAGACGGAACCCAGCCUGCUAUAAAGAACCAAAACUCAACAGUAAACUGAGGCAGGGCGACCCAUUUACAGACACUGAGUUCUUCCGCUCUCCUCUCUACAAAAGAAAAAAGAAUCCUGGUAAAGCCAAGGGAAUGACCCAGAAGAUGAAAGAGGAAAAAGAAUGGCUUCCUGAAGGAUGUCCCAGUGCCAAGCACUUCAGCAACAUCCAUCAGUUCAUGAGGAUAGACUGGGUCUUGCUGUACUGUGCAGAGUCCUCCAGAAGAUGGAAACUUUGUUAGUACAGAGGGAAAAGAGUGUCAUCUGCAGUUGGGUAAAUGCUACCACAUUGCUUAUAUGUAAACAGUAGUAGAAAGUCAUUAAAACUAGCAAACAAAAAGCAUAAGAUUUAAAAAUGCCCUCUUACUUAUUUGUUCAGCUUCCUCGAAGGUACCAAGCUUUCUCUGGUACUCUGUAACUCUGGAAGCCAGGUAGGAACAAUAAAUAACAGGGAAUUUGUUAGAGGUGCUGUUGUAGUAGGACCUGCCUGACUGUGUUGAACUACUGAUGUCAGAAGCCAGGCAGGAACAUGGAUCUCCAGCUGUUCCCAGUAAUUGUUUUCAUUGCCUCUAGGGGUCAGAAAUGGGGCUUUUUCCAGCUCUAUGUCUUAUGUGCUUGUACUAACAGAAUUGUAGACUGCAUUCAUUCCUAUUGAAGGUAUAGUGAC